Messenger RNA from Electrophorus electricus (electric eel), 2136 nucleotides. RefSeq names its product solute carrier family 15 member 1a (gene slc15a1a). Gene Ontology annotation, molecular function: transmembrane transporter activity. Gene Ontology annotation, biological process: oligopeptide transport; transmembrane transport. NCBI's taxonomy places the organism in Eukaryota, Metazoa, Chordata, Actinopteri, Gymnotiformes, Gymnotidae. Gene Ontology annotation, cellular component: membrane. The record is from RefSeq and is a predicted model, not a curated record.
GGUGGAGUGCUUCGGCUAUCCCGUCAGCAUAUUUUUCAUCGUGGUCAACGAGUUUUGUGAAAGAUUUUCAUACUAUGGAAUGCGUGCCGUGUUAGUCCUGUACUUCAAGUAUUUCCUGCGCUGGGAUGAUGACCUCGCAACCUCUAUCUAUCAUGCUUUUGUGGCCUUGUGCUACCUGACUCCUAUCCUGGGGGCCAUUGUGGCAGACUCCUGGCUUGGCAAGUUCAAAACCAUUAUCUACCUGUCCAUUGUGUAUACCAUCGGCCAGGUGGUCAUGGCUGUUAGCGCUAUUCACGACAUCACCGACGCGAACAAAGAUGGCAUACCCGACAGCAUCACAGUCCAUGUGAGCUUGGCUAUGGUAGGUCUGAUCCUCAUUGCUCUGGGUACAGGAGGCAUCAAACCCUGCGUGUCCGCGUUCGGAGGGGAUCAGUUUGAGGAGCACCAGACACAGCAGAGAAGUACGUUCUUCUCAGUGUUCUACUUGUGUAUUAAUGCAGGAAGUCUUCUCUCCACUCUCAUCACUCCCAUACUCAGAGGUCAAGACUGUGGCAUUCACAGUCAGCAGAAGUGUUACCCACUGGCCUUUGGUGUCCCUGCAGCCCUUAUGGUGGUCUCUCUGAUUGUGUUCAUUGCCGGCAGUGGAAUGUACGUUAAAGCUGCACCUAAAGGCAACAUCAUGCUGGAUGUGUGCAAAUGCAUCGGGUUUGCCAUUAAGAACCGUUUCAGACACAGGAGCAGCAAGUACCCAAAGAGAGAGCACUGGAUGGACUGGGCCCACGAGAAGUAUGACAAGCUGCUCAUUGCUCAGAUUAAGAUGGUUCUGAAGGUGCUGUUCCUCUACAUCCCUCUCCCCAUGUUCUGGACCCUGUUUGACCAAAAGGGCUCGCGCUGGACUCUCCAAGCCACCACCAUGGAUGGUACCUUUGGGACACUCAUCCUGCAGCCAGACCAGAUGCAGACUGUGAACCCCAUUCUGAUCCUGACCCUGGUGCCUAUUAUGGACAGAAUUGUUUAUCCCCUCAUCAGGAAGUGUGGCUUCAACUUCACCCCUUUGAAGAGAAUGACCGUUGGGAUGUUUUUGGCUGCCAUGGCUUUUGUUUCUGCGGCUCUGGUCCAGAUUCAAAUAGACAAAACACUGCCGGUCUUUCCAACGUCCUCUCAAAGUCAGCUAAAGGUCGUGAAUAUGGGAGAUGCGCAGCUAAUGGUCACCAUCCCUCCCAACAUGCCUACUCUGAUCGAACCCCUGCAGGCUAGUAAAGACUACAUGACAUUCGACAGUCCGAACAUUGAGGUGACUUUAGACACAACUCCUGUCAUCAGUAAAGCCUUCACGUUGACCAACGGAUUACGCCAGACCCUCAUCAUCCCGUCUGAUCCUGGUGCCAUGUAUCUGACAGAAGAUUUAACCUCCAAACCAGAACAAGGCAAUAAUGGAAUCAGAUUUGUGAAUGGUAUGAAUGCAAAACUGAAUGUUUCCGGCUUUGCAUUCAUCGAACCUUUGGCCACUUCCAGAUAUGUCCUGGUUUCACAGGGGUCACACAAGUUCACCAUCACUAACGGUGUGCAGUCGUGUGAAUUCUCUUCGUGGUUUGGGUUUGGCGGUUCAUACACCUUCCUCAUCCCCAGCAGUAUUACCUGGACUGAGCACUGUGGGGGCUCUGUAGUGCAGCUGGAAGACAUCAAGCCCAACAGUGUGCACAUGGCUCUUCAGAUCCCUCAGUAUUUCCUCAUCACAGCGGGGGAAGUUGUGUUCUCCGUCACUGGCCUGGAAUUCUCAUACUCACAGGCACCCAGCAACAUGAAGGCAGUCCUGCAGGCUGGCUGGCUCUUCACUGUUGCCAUGGGCAACUUCACUGUGCUGAUUGUGGCAGAGUUGGCCAAGCUGCCUAAGCAGUGGGCAGAGUAUGUGUUGUUUGCUUCUUUGUUGGCAGUAGUGUGUAUAAUCUUUUCUAUAAUGGCUUACUUCUACACCUACAUCAACCCUGUUGAAAUUGAGGCCCAGUUUAAGAAAAAGGAUGACCUGGAGCCAGAGGGGAAGGACAACAAGACCUUUGAGAUGAAGCCACACGACUUGAAGGAGAAGCAAGAUGCAUGAGUCAAACCAUCUCAAAUGUAAAUGUCACGCUGUGCUUU